AAACUCACUAUGAAGUUGUAGCCACACCUACACUCUAGCUAACUCAUCAGGUCCAGUUACACACGGUGACUUUUUGUUUAGUAUAUGGGAGGGUAAAACACGAGAAUAGCUACUCACCCUGCUGAUAUCCGACGCACUCCUGCAGUCUUCUUUCACUUUCGGUACCAGCGAGAGGUUGAAGGAGGAAGACAGAGAGAGGAAGACAGAGAGAGGAAGACAGAGAGAGGAAGACAUAAAGCCCGACACUCACAGCUGAAUUAUACAUACAGACCCCGAGUGUUGAAUUUGAUUAAAAACUUUCAGAUGUGGUUGUGUUUGCGGUUGAGCACAAGAAUAAAAGGAAAGUCCUAAAAAGUUACCUAGAGACAAAUUGUGACUCCAAGGAGAAUCAAAAUGAGCAUUCAGGGACAGGAACAGGUGGAGAAGAAGUACAACCCUCUAGAUAGCACCCUGAAGAUUGUCAAGAGGAAGGACGACUUGGAUCCCAUGUGUGAUGAUGAUGAUGACUGUCUCAGAGCAGAGAUGUCCUGCGGCCACGCUGUCACUCCGGACUCUCUCACACAAUGGUGUCGCAGCCAGCUGGAUGAGGGUAAUUACAAAUUCAGAUGCCCUGCAGUGGUGGAGGGGACCACACAGUGUAAUAAACUGUGGUCGUACCAAGAGGUGCGCAGACUUGCAGACUUGUCUGUAGAGGAAAUGGAGCAUUUUGAAGAGACCAUGGCUCGCCUUGCUGCUGCACAAUACUGUGAAAUUCAGCCAUGCCCAAAGUGCAAAACGAGUGUGGAGAGGAAGGAUCUGUCCAACCUGUGUGCGCGGUGCCCCAUAUGCACAGCUGAUCAGAAGAAGUCCUACCAGUUCUGCUGGCAGUGUCAGAGGCAGUGGAAAGGUGCAGCUCCACGCUCUGACCGCUGCGACAAUGACGGCUGCAUCAACGGGGACCUGCAGCUUCUGCAGACAUGUAAGACCACCAGUCUGCCCGCGGUGGAGGGGGUCACCGACUGCCCUUCUGUCCGAGUCUGUCCUACAUGCGGCAUGAAGGUGGAACAUAACCGACAAUACUGCAAAAAUAUCAACUGUCCUCGCUGCCACAUGGAGUUCUGUUUUGUCUGCCUGAAACUAAAGCGUGAAUGUUGUAAGACCAGUUCGCCAUAUAAAAUCUGUCCUAGUGGUGUGGCUCCUAGACAGACCUCUAUCCCUGUGUGGCAGAAGAAGUGAAAUAAAUGGAUCUGUCUGUACUAAAUGAACAAUUCAGCAAUAUGUUUAAAGGUAUUAAUAUUAUAUUACCUUGUAAACUGUUUCGUUAAUAUCUUAUUGGAAUACUGUAAUGUUACGACUUCAAUAGACCAGGAACAUAUUUUUUAAUUGUGGGCCUACUUUGCCACCUUCUGGCUGACUUUAAAAUUGUACAUGAAAAGAAGGUCUGAUAUUUUGGACUUUGGAGUGUGAAUGCCAAUUAACCAAUCAAGCACAUGUAUGUGGCUACUGAUACUGUUACUAAUAAUAAGUGCUAUAUCUACAAAGUGAAAAAGCUUUUUGAAAAAGUUCAUUUAGAUUUCAGACACUAUUUAGAAACCUUAUUAUUACUUUUAAAAUAUUUUAUUUUUAUUGACAUUUACAAAGUUGUUACUAUUAUAACCCAACAAAGUAUUUGCAAUUACAGUUUUCCUUUCAGCUAAUUGCAGCUUCAUGUAGUUGAAAAAGAAAAUAUGAAACAUGAAAAAUACAGCUAUUAUUCAAAUAAUAAAUAUUGGUUUGUAUUUAGAUUACAUUAGAUUAUAGUUGGUAUAUACUUAAUUUACAUUUGAUUAUUGAU
Molecule: messenger RNA, 1813 nt
Organism: Perca flavescens (yellow perch)
Lineage: Eukaryota; Metazoa; Chordata; Actinopteri; Perciformes; Percidae
Product: E3 ubiquitin-protein ligase RNF19A-like
Exons: 4
Coding region: 394-1215 (273 amino acids)
Source: RefSeq, a predicted model, not a curated record